CACUACAUCGACUAAAACCACUAUUUCAUUUUGGUCUCAUAUCCUUAAUUCAGCUAGCGAAGCUCUAACUAGAGAACCCACUGAAAAAUCCCAUACAACUCUGGCCGGUGUGAAGGUUUAUUUUGCAGGUUUCCCCUUCUGGUCCAUCAUCUCCCGAAAAUGACAAAGAUGUGUACUUACAACCACUAAUUGCUGAAUUGAAGGAACUAUGGGAAUUUGGUGUAGAAACAUAUGAUGCUGAUAAUAACUAAACAUUCACGAUGAAGGCAGCCUUAUUUUGGACAGUUAGUGAUUUUGCAGCACUAGCAAUGCUUUCCGAAUGGAGCACCAAGGGGAGAUGGGCAUGCCCCACUUGUAAUUAUAACAUAUGCUCUCAAUAUCUCAAGCAUAGUCAUAAGAUGUGUUGCAUGAGUCAUCGGACAUUUUUUCCUCUUGAUCAUCCAUUUCGAAGAGACAGGAAAUCAUUUGAUGGUAAGGAGGAUCAUAGACAUAUGCCCACUCCCUUGUCAUGAAUAGAAGUGUUUGAAAAGGUGCGUGAUUUUAAUAAUAUUUUUGAAAAGGGCCAAAAGAAAAGGCGUCGAGGUAAUGAGAGUCCGUGGAAGAAAAGAUCCAUCCUUUUUGAAUUACCAUAUUGGGCACAUAACAAAUUGAGGCACAUUCUUGACAUUAUGCAUGUCAAAAAAAAUAUAUGUGAUAAUCCGCUUGGGACUUUAUUGGAUAUAGAUGGAAAGCCAAAGGAUCAUGUUAUUUCUCGUUAUGACUUGCAAGAGAUGGGGAUACGAAAGGAGCUUCAGCUAACAAAAGAUAAUGGAAAUGAAAAAGUUUAUUUGGCUAAAGCUUGUUUCUCCAUGAAACCUGAAGAAGAAAAAAAGAUAUUUUGCAUUGUCUUAAGUGAUGCCAAAUUACGGAAAGGGUGUGACUCAAACAUAUCACUACGUGUGCAAAUGGAAGAGAUGAAAGUAUCAGGAUACAAGAGUCAUGACGCUCAUUUUAUAAUGCAUUACUUGCUCCAAGUUGCAGUUAGAAAAGUGUUACCUAACUUGCUCCAAGUUGCAGUUAGAAAAGUGUUACCUAUGAAUGUUUCUUUGGACUUGAUUAGGUUGGGGAACUUCUUCAGAGUCAUAUGUAGUAAGUUUAUAAGGAGAAGAGAUCUUGAUGCAAUGCAAUCAGAAAUCAAAGAGAUUGAAUGUGAGCUUGAAAAGAUUUUUCUUCCAACUUUUUUUGAUAUAAUGGAGAAUUUGUCUAUCCAUCUAGUAGAUGAUAUUAAGUUGGGGGGUCCAAAUCAUUUGCGUUGGAUGUAUUCCAUUAAGAGAAACCUAUAUAAGUACAAGGCAUUUGUUUGUAAUCGAGCUCAUCCAGAAGCUUCAAUAGCAGAGGGAGUUCUAGCGGAAGAGUGCUUGAUCUUUUGUUCGAGAUACUUACAUGAUGGGGUAAAGACAAGAUUCAGUAGGUAUCAAGUUGAGGACGAUAAGAAUGUUCAAACAAAGGGGAUGAUCUGUCACCAAUAUUACCUAAGAUAGGUCAUCCAAUCGGAAUUGAGAAGAAAAAGAAAAGAAAUACGUUUUCCAUAGAUUUACAGUUAUGCAUUGAAGCACAUCGAUAUAUUCUGUUCAAUUUUGGAGAUGAACAAGUCGAGACUUUUAUCAAAUAAGAUAAAAUAUAUAUCAAUUAUAUUGUAAGCUUUAUUUAUUUAUAUGAUAAGAUAUUUUAAAA
Molecule: messenger RNA, 1713 nt
Organism: Nicotiana tabacum (common tobacco)
Lineage: Eukaryota; Viridiplantae; Streptophyta; Magnoliopsida; Solanales; Solanaceae
Source: RefSeq, a predicted model, not a curated record